This is a messenger RNA of Cladocopium goreaui, 2116 nucleotides long. NCBI's taxonomy places the organism in Eukaryota, Dinophyceae, Suessiales, Symbiodiniaceae. The record is from the annotation of a GenBank genome assembly.
UCAAGGGCGCCCAGAUAGAAACAGAUUUGGACCUCCGACGUGGCGCCAUGAAAAUCCAGCAACUGAGCCUGAUCUGCGCUGCGUUUGGUCUGAGUCUGCCAGAGAUUCCUGACCUGCCGGAUGUAGUUGAAAUUGUCGAAAACGCAAUCCAUGGAAAUUUUACCGCGCAGACCGUUGAGGAGCCAAAAGAGUUCCUUCCAACGAUUGCAGAAAUCAGAACCAUGACGGAUCAGGAAAGGGGUGACCGCUUCCAUUGGUUUCUUUGUGUUUUUCUCCUGGUCUUUCUUUGUGUUGUUAUCUCAGGGACCGUCAUCAUGGUCGUGGGAGCUGAAUUCAAAGCAUUCGGCUCGUACCAGGCUCUGGAUCGGACCGCCCCACUGAGCAAAGGGGCUCAGCUACGGCUGGUCAUGUUGAGCUUUGGUGGUACCGUCUUGUUGAGCUUCGCUGCAUGUCUGUGGAGCCUCCAGACAGGAAGGCUCUCCAAGACAUUCGGUUUGGCCUGGGAAGUUUAUUUGUUGCUGUUUUGUUGUGCCGCUGCUUCCCUUCUCAUCCAAGCUGUGCUGGCGGUGGCCUGGCUCAACAGAGGGGACCGCUUUGAUGCUACUGCCUUUGCCGUGGCGUCAUUUUCUUCCAUGGCUCCCUUUUUAUCUGAUCAGUCUGACACUUUAAAAGAUGUCAUUUUUGGAUGGCUUUGUUUGCAGUCACAACAGUUUUCCAUGAAGAUACUUGGCGUGUUGAGCUGGUCUUACUUAUUGGCCUCCCACGCUUGGUUCUUUUAUCUUGCAAGAUAUUCACGCCCUUUUCCCUAUGAAUUCGACCCAAAUUCGGGUGAUGCGCCGGGUGCAAACUGUUUUAACGAGCUGGCCACGAGUCACCUGUCAGUUUUGUUAAUCGCCCCAAAGGUCCCGGGUGAGUGGUCCGGAGGUUGCUGGGAAGGGAUUAUCCUCCCCACAAUCUACAAACAAGUGACAAAGAGCAAGCGCCACCACUUGCUCAUUGAGAAUGUGCCCCAGGCACUGAUGUCUGUCCUGUUUUUGGCUGUUGAAGGUGGAUCUUUUUUUGUCGCUGCCUUGAACCUAGUCAUACCCGGAGUACAGGUUGCUCUCACCUUUUCAUUGUUUAAGCCUGUGCGCGCGGCUGCGAUCCCGGCGCUGGGAAAGAGGCUCAGCCGAGCCAUGAAAAGUGGGAACACAGUGGCGGCCAAAGCAUUGUGGGAAGAGGCCGAAAUCGAGGGCGACAGACAGCUUUUCGCGGAGAUCCUGCCGCAUUUGACGUUCUUUCUGGAAGUAACGAAGCACUGCGGCUUCAUGAGCGAAGAGCUGAAGGAUCUCGACAUGCUCAGUCAUGAGGAGCUCGAUGCGCUGCAGUGCAUGGCAGCUGUGUUCGCAGGAAAGACCGAGUGCGGUCUCGACCACCGCAAGAUCGGCGAUUCCGGCGCCAAGGUUGUGGCGGAGGCUCUUAAGACCACCACAACGGAGGAGCUUGUCCUUAACAACAACGACAUCGGGGAGCAGGGUGCGGAGGCCCUGGCUGAAAGCCUUAAGAGCAACAAGAGAUUGAAGGGCCUUUGGCUCGAGAACAACCACAUCGGUGACCGUGGAGCUGAGGCCCUGGCUGAAGGCCUUAAGAGCAACGGAAGUUUGGGGUGGCUUGAGCUCCAGAACAACAACAUCGGUGACCGUGGAGCUGAGGCCCUGGCUGAAACCCUUGCGAGCACCGGAAGUUUGGGGUGGCUUGAGCUGGAGGACAACGACAUCGGUGACCGUGGCGCUGAGGCCCUGGCAGAAAGCCUCAAGAGCAACGGAAGUUUGCGGUGGCUCUUCCUCAACUCCAACAACUUCGGUGACUGUGGAGCUGAGGCCUUGGCCGCCGGGCUGCUGCAGAACCGAAGUCUCUGGAGACUUUCUCUCAGCGAAUUUGGGUCCAAUCUGUGGGGACCUUGGCCACCGGGCUUCCAGGCAUUGGAAGAGGCAGAGAAGAUCAAACAGGAGCGGGGCGAUGACUUCGAAAUCUGGUGGAUGUGAAACUGAGACGGGAAUGGGUCCGAGGGCUUGGCUGAAAGGAACAGCUUGGCAGCAGAAAGUUGACGGCGAAGGUGCCAUUGGACAUCCAGCAG